AAUAAACUGAUAAUAAAGGGACGUAUCGACAUUUUCCUACUCUUUCCAACUUUCCGUCUCCAAUUCUGUGGUCCUUACCAGUAUUCAUCUUUCUUCCCAGAGAAGGACCUCCGUUAGAUACACCAUGCUUAGGCAGUCCCAAUAUUUGUUUGUUGAUCACCUCAGAACAAUCCCAAUGGAUGGCCACUUGGUCUUGGAAACAUGAACAUGAGAUUUGCAAUGGAGGAAGCUUCUGUGAGUGCAGAAGCAGUACCUUAUGCUGCUCACAUAAGUCCUUCAUCAAAUUUUUCGUCGAAGUCAUCCUCUAAUCUUGACACCGAGUCCACAGCAUCUUUCUUCACGGACCAAAGUGUAUCACUAGGCAGGCUAAUUGGAAUCGGACUAGGGAACAGAGGAAACAUGCAUUGCCCAAACACGGUCAUCGGCCAACAACAUGGGAGCCUAAGGUCUCAGCCUGAUGCAUCAAAGUACUCUGAUGAUUCUCAGGGACUCUGUGUUCCACUUCUAAAUAAUGUAAUAGGGAAGAUGAGCAGAUGUAGAAGCAGCUCCAGGCAUCGAAAACUUAGUCUAAUCCUGGAUUAAUGUUUUGGACUUAUGAGAAUAUAUGGAAAAUGUCAUUCUCUUUAUAUUUUGAUGCUACUUGUAUAAGGUUUAUUUUUUCAGUUUGAACUUAUGGGUGGCAGUUGAAUCUGGUCGCUUGCGAGCUGAGCGGAAGUGGACUAGCCACAAAAACUCAUUGAGUUUCACGACCCGAUUUGUGAGGCCUGUCUGUAAUAAUGUAUUAUUAAUUAUUGUAUUUUUCAAAUGGAUAUUUCACGUUUGUUAAGCUUGAAAUCAAAAUAUUUGUAUAUUUUAAUUUUUCA
Molecule: messenger RNA, 863 nt
Organism: Olea europaea var. sylvestris
Lineage: Eukaryota; Viridiplantae; Streptophyta; Magnoliopsida; Lamiales; Oleaceae
Exons: 3
Coding region: 202-582 (126 amino acids)
Source: RefSeq, a predicted model, not a curated record